Cicer arietinum (chickpea) is the source of this 4153-nucleotide messenger RNA. RefSeq lists its product as uncharacterized. Gene Ontology annotation, biological process: regulation of transcription by RNA polymerase II; negative regulation of DNA-templated transcription. NCBI's taxonomy places the organism in Eukaryota, Viridiplantae, Streptophyta, Magnoliopsida, Fabales, Fabaceae. Gene Ontology annotation, molecular function: transcription corepressor activity; acyltransferase activity, transferring groups other than amino-acyl groups. The record is from RefSeq and is a predicted model, not a curated record. Gene Ontology annotation, cellular component: nucleus.
UCACUGGGGAGUGACUGUGUGUUAACUUGCGAACAAAGUUUCGGCAAAAUAUCAAAUUCAAAGACUCCUAAAUAUAUUUGGGUUUGGUUUUCGUCAAACGUAGUAUUCGCUUGAUUUUCUCUUCUUCGGUUUUUCCGUAUUCACCAAACCUUCUUUUCCCUCUUCGUUAUUUUUUUAACCCUUCUUUUUUAGUUCACAAAGCCACCGUAUUGUUGUUCAAAUACUAUGAAAACCGAAACUCUGUGUUGAAUUCAAACCUUAUCUACAAUGUCGAUGGAGGGUUUCAACGAUUCUGGGAGCGUUAAGAGUAAAACUUUGUUUCCGCAUAAAAAGCUUCUAAUUAAAGAAAGGGUUGAGGUGAGGAGUUUUGAAGAGGGUUUUUUGGGAUCAUGGCAUCCAGGGACAGUUAUCCAAUGUGAGAGGCGGAAGCGUCAUGUUAGAUAUGAGAAUGUUUUGGAUGAUGACGGGUUGAAUCAUCUUGUGGAAGUUGUGACUGUUUCAAGUGCUUUGGAUGGUUGUUUUGGUUCUUCGAGUUUUCGCCAUAAACGCGGUGUGAUUAGGCCACUUCCACCUUUAGUUGAUUUUGAUAAAUGUGAUCUUAAAUUUGGUCUGUGUGUUGAUGUGAGUUAUCAGGAAGCUUGGUGGGAAGGUGUUAUAUUUGAUCGCUGUGAUGGAAUGGAGGAAAGGAGUGUUUUUUUCCCUGAUUUAGGGGAUGAAAUGAAGGUCAGAGUUCAUGAAAUACGGAUUACUCAGGAUUGGGACGAAGUUACGGAGAAGUGGGAGCAACGAGGGAACUGGGUGUUUCUUGAGUUGAUUGAGGAGCAUGAGCGGGAAUCAUAUAUUCCGGUUUCGGUGAAGCAAAUCUGGUACGACGUACGACAAAAAAACGAAUUUUCCACUAUUGGAGAUUGGACAUUGAAUGUGAAGAAGGAUUUGUGGAGAGACAUGAUAAUGGAGGUAGUUGGUGACUACAUGACUCUUACCAUAAAAGAAGUUUACUCAGCAUUGGAACUUUCUGAGCUUGUAAUGGAAUCAGUGGAACUAAAAUCCGAUGCUGAUUUAAAUACGACCAUAUCUGAAAAGAAAAAUGUUGAGCAGAAAGAACCUGUUUUUCCUGUUAAGAAGGACUUACCUAAGUUUCAAAAUGAAACUACCUGCAAUGGGUCCGGUGAAGUAGUUUCGGAUGCUAUCUGUUUUAAGAAAAAUGAACACAGGCGAACUUAUUCAUGGUCCAAUCACUGGGAACGUCUAAUAGUGUCUGAAAAUGAAUACUGUCCUGAUGCUGUUAAGCAAUAUGUACUUAAUACUAAGAAGAGGCUAUCUACAGCACCUUGGACUAAUAAAGUAUGGAAACAUCUUUCAUAUCUUGGAUGGGAAAUCGAUUUUCAUGUAGGUCAAAAUGGUAAACGUUACAGGUACAAGCCUCCCAAUGACCAGGGAGAGAAGAAAGUUUACUACUCACUUAUUAAACUUUGUAAAGAUAUGGAAAUGGAAUCCGUCGUGAACUCUUUUCCAUCCAAAAGUGAUCAUAGUAUAAUGCAUCCUACCGGUGACUGUCAUGUUCCACACGUGCCUCGUAUACCAUCGGAAAAGACUCAGAACCGAGAUGUAUCUCCUCUAGUUGACUGUCAUCUUCCACAUGUGCCUUGUAAACCAUCUGAAAAGACUCAAAACCAAGGUGUAUUUCCUCUAGUUGUGCCGCCUCCUUCCGCUGCAGUGGCAGAUGAACAAGUGUAUUGUCCUCAAGCCAUUUUGGAAUACCACAAGCGUGCAUCGGAGUCGAACUGGGAGAAAAGAAAAUGUAUUGCAAAAGUAAAAAAGCAUCUGUUAGCAGAAGGAUGGGAUUUAAUUGGUCCACCUCCAGAUAAUAAAAGAAAAGGAAUUGUAUACAUUUCUCCAAACAAACAGAGAUUCGGCUCACUCAUUGCAGCAUGCAAUUUCUGUAUUGAAGAAAGUACUCUGAAAUCUACAAUUUCUGGGGAGCAGCCUUUAAAUUCCUCAGCCCUUAAUGAGGAAAAUGUUGGUCAGGUAUCAUGUGACGAGUUAUACAGUGAAAAUCGGAAGCGGAAACAAAUGAAGAGGUCAAAUGAAAGUUUACUGAAGGGCAAAAGCAAUGAAUUAACUCAAAGGGUCCUGAGAUCAAAUAAAAGGGUGCGAACGGUGUCUGCCUCUUGUCUGUCACAUCAGAAAUCUCUAAAUGUUAUGUCUUGGUUGAUAGACUGCAACGCGGUGUUACCAAGGUCUAAGGUUUUUUAUCGAGCAAAGCGCGGCCACCGUGUUAUGGCUGUAGGGAGAAUAACUUGUGAGGGAAUCAAGUGUAACUGUUGUCUGAGAAUAUACGGUCUUGUUGGCUUCGAGUGUCAUGCUAUUGGUAGUAGUACCACCAGACCAAGUGCUAGUAUCUUUCUGGAAGACGGUAGGUCACUCUUAUAUUGCCAGACACAAAUAAUGCAAGAUCACAAGUCACGGGAGGCUAUGGUAAAACCACUCGGUGGUUUGUGCCAGGGCGAUAAUGAUUAUGUUUGUUCGGUUUGCCACUACGGGGGCGAACUUAUUUUGUGUGAUCGGUGCCCGUCUUCAUUUCAUAAAACGUGUCUCGGUCUGGAGGAUGUCCCCGAUGGUGACUGGUUUUGUCCAUCAUGUUGUUGUGGGAUUUGUGAUCAAAGCAGAAUCAAUGGGGUGGGCGAGGAUGGACAUUUGCUUACAUGCAUUCAAUGCGAACAUAAGUAUCAUGUUGCGUGCCUGAAAAAUAGAGAAACAAGUAACUCUAGAAGAUAUGUGGAAAGCCGGUUCUGCAGAAAAGACUGUGAAAAGAUAUAUGCAGGCCUUCAGAAACUGUUAGGAGAGCCGGUUUCAGUGGGUGCAAACAAUCUAACAUGGACAUUGGUGAAGUUUAUCGACUCUCAGAGUUGUGAUCUUGAUACUAGUAAAAGUGAAUUAAUGGCAGAAAGUUACAGCAAACUCAAUCUUGCUCUUUCGUUGAUGCAUGAAUGUUUUGAGCCUGUAAAGGAAUCUUCCUCUUCCAGAGAUAUGAUGGAAGAUGUUAUAUUUAGCAGAUGGUCGGAACUUAAUCGAACGAAUUUCCAGGGCUUCUAUACCGUGCUUCUGGAGAGAAAUGAAGAACUGGUCAGUGUGGCAACUAUUAGGGUCUACGGAGAUAAGGUAGCUGAAGUACCUCUUGUUGGUACCAGAGUACAGUAUCGGCGACAUGGAAUGUGUCACAUUUUAAUGGAUGAACUGGAAAAGAAGCUCAUGCAACUAGGAGUGGAGCGGCUUGUUUUGCCUGCUGUUCCUAGUGUGGUAGACACAUGGACCGGUUCUUUCGGCUUCUCGAAGAUGACAAACUUUGAUAGAUCACAAUUUCUGGACUAUACUUUCCUAGAUUUUCCGGGUACCAUCAUGUGCCAGAAGUUGUUGACAAAGAUUCCGUCUCCAGAUUCAGUUUUGCCAAUAGAGUUCCAACAAAAACAAGACGCUAUCUCUGGAAGCAGUAGCGGUAAUUUUGACAAGUCUCCAGUAUCUGAAGUUUACCAAGAAGGAGAGAUAGACAAAAGAGAAAUACUGGAUCAACAAAUGGCGGACAAAAGAGAAAUACUAAAUCAACAAAUGGCGGACAAAAGAGAAAUACUGGAUCAACAAAUGGUGGAUACUGUUGAUGGCGAUAAUGAUAAUCUUGGCAGUGCUGUUAUUGACUGUGUCCCCAUGGUGGAGCAACCAAGUCCUGAGGAGCAACAAUAUUGUCAGAAUGGAACCUCUUCACAGGACUCUUUUGUUAAAUGGAAUGGCUUGUGCUACUACAGAAGAAGGAAGGUGAAAGUGGUUGAUGACUAGGAAAUAUAUAUAAUUAUGAGUUGCAUAGAAAUAGUGAACACACAAGAUUUUGUUUAAAGGGACUUGAUGUGUGUUCAUCAAUGCACACUAACCUAAUAAGUAUAGGUUUCUUCUUUCUAUGGUUUUUUUGUUACCUUUUGGUAGAGAAUAGUGUGUAUAAGUGGGAGACUUUGGGUGUGUUUAGAAUAAUAACAUAUAAGAGCUAAAUUUGAAUGAGAUAGUGUAGCCAUAUGGCUUAAGUUUUGGGUAUAGUAAUGAAUUGUAAAAAAGAAAAACUAUAAUAGUGGAGUUUUUUUAUUUCUUGUGAUAUGCAAGACGAAAA